Candidozyma pseudohaemuli is the source of this 6483-nucleotide messenger RNA. Its product is annotated as putative helicase. The transcript is spliced from 2 exons. Lineage: Eukaryota; Fungi; Ascomycota; Pichiomycetes; Serinales; Metschnikowiaceae. Gene Ontology annotation, molecular function: protein binding; RNA binding; ATP binding. Gene Ontology annotation, cellular component: intracellular anatomical structure. The record is from RefSeq and is a predicted model, not a curated record. Bases 1 to 6483 code for a protein of 2160 amino acids.
AUGGCCAAGAAGAAAGCAACGCCGCCUCCGCCCGAGCCCAAAGGCAAGAAGAACCAAAAGGGAAAAGCCGUUGAGCCUCCUCCAGUUAAGGGAAAGAAGGGCAAGAGCAGCACCCCAGAAGUCACCACUGAAGAUCCCCAAAAACCCCAGCGUGGGUUGGCCAUUGGUGACAAUUUCGGCUGGACGGGAAAGCUCCCGGCAACUUUACUCUUUGAGUUUGCCCAGAAGCAAAAAUGGAACAAGGUCAUCAUGGACAUGAAGAAAACACCCAAAGGCUUCAUAGGUAUAGCCAACCUCAGCUGGGAGAACCCCAAGACCAAAGAGGUCAUCCACGUUAGAAUGAUGCCUGAUACCCUGAUACUCCCACCUCGAGAGACCACCAACGAAGCCAGACAUUUUGCAGCCACUUAUGCCAUGCACAGAAUCAACUACGUGAAAAACCUACGAAUGGUGCUUCCUAUCAUUUUCAGAGACUACUGGCUGGACUUGGAGAAACAGAGGCAGGAGAUCCUCAAGAAAAGCAAAGCUGAGCACGAUAGAAUAUACAAUGCCAAUCCGUUCCAGGUCGUUUUGGACGAUAAGGCUAAUGCUGAAAAGAAGGCUAAAGAGAGGGAAGCCAAGGCGAACAGCGAGGCCAAGAUCAAUGCACCAAAAGCCAGUAUUUCAAUCGGCACACCGAAAGUUUCAAAGGACAAGAAGCAAGAGAAUCGUAUCAGCAAACCUCGUCUGACAGUCAAUCUUCCUAGUUUCCCUCGAAAGGCAUGGGAAAAUGCCCCAUUCAUAGACUUCCCGAUAGAUGUCAGGACAUCGGUCGAAAGGCAGAUCAGGGAUCAUAUUUCGUGGGUGGAGGACGAAGAGGAUGCACUGGAAAGCGAUAAGCUCAGGCUGCAAUGGAAAUCUGACCUCACUGGUUUAGGAUUCAGACAAAGUCAUGUGGAUGAGGCCCUUUCGUACACACAUUCAUUUACAGAUGCUUUGGAGUGGCUAUUGUUUCACAUUCCUGACGACGACUUACCUGUCUUCUUCGCCAAGAGAGACGAGGACUCCAGUGUUUCCCUUAAGAUAUCCAAGGAUAUCCAGACCGAAUAUGUCCUUCAGAGACUAGCUCAGUCGGGUUGCGACAAGGACGAAAUUUUGGAGACGUACCAGGAAUGUGAGGGCAAUGAAGUUGAAACAGCGAUACGUUUAUGCUACAAUAGCAUCGAGUAUUCCUCAGACGCUGCUCCAGAUCCAAAGGCUUUGUCCACUUGGGUAGAAGAGCUCGAGAGUAUUGACAUGAUAGGCUCCAACGAGGUCAAAUUUGCAGACCAGGAGAAAAGGACCGUCACACUCAGCCUCAACGUUGAGGGAGUGGAACAAGGCAUGCUUCUGGUGAAACUCUUUAUGCCUGAGGCCUAUCCUAAUGCACUUCCAGGUGUGCAAAUCGUCAUCAACAAUCUGUCGUUUAAGUUGGCCAAUUACAUCAAAUUGGCAAUCGUUCGCCAGCUCCUUGGACAUGUCCUCGAAGGAAGACUCCUAGGUGAAUGCUUUAUUUAUUUCAUGAUAGAGUGGCUUGAGUCUAAUAUCGGGAAAGUGAUACAAAACCCGGGGCCAUUGAGUGCCACCUCAGCUGCACAGGCUACAGGUGAAAGCCUGUUAAGCCAGAAGAAGAAAAAGAAGAGAUUCUCGAACCGAGAGCAGCUUGUUCUUACUGAGGACGAUCUCAAGGAAAUCCAAAAUGCGUAUCAGAAGAAAUCAACGCUGGCUGAACUCAAGCGAUCAAUUGGUGAUCGUUCCAAGCUUCCAGCUUGGCAGAAGAAGGAUCAAUUAGUGGAAGUCAUCAAUUCUAAUAAGGUUACUUUGGUCACUGGUGAGACUGGUUCGGGUAAAAGUACUCAGAUUGUUCAAUUUAUUCUCGACGACUUGAGCGCUAAGGGUAAUUUCAAGAGCACGAUUAUUUGUACUCAGCCCAGAAGAAUUUCUACCAUCGGUUUAGCUGACAGAAUUUCAGAGGAACGGAUUCUGACAGUGGGAAAAGAAGUGGGAUUUGUGAUUCGUGGAGAAAACAAGACUUGCAAAACGACCCGUCUUCUGUUUGUCACCACAGGUGUUCUUUUGAGAAUGCUCCAGUCAUUUUUGUCAAAUGAUAAGGGCAGUGAAACUUCCAUUUUUGACAGACUUGAGUAUAUCUUCAUUGAUGAGGUGCACGAGAGAUCUGUUGACAGUGACUUCCUUCUCAUCAUUUUGAAAAGAAUCAUGAACAAAUUCCCCAACUUGAAGAUUGUGCUCAUGUCGGCCACGAUCAACACCGAAUCGUUUAUGAAGUUUUUCCCAACCAAGGUGAACCAUAUUCAUAUUGAGGGUAGAACAUUUCCAAUUGAGGACCACUAUCUUGAUGCUGUACUCAGCGACCUAGAUUAUAGUGUCACAAAUUACUAUGGUGAGGUGAUCAAGCCCAAGGCCGACUCUCACUACUUCAAGACAGGCACGGCCAACUAUGACCUUGUUGCAAAACUCAGUGUCAUGGUUGAUAGGAGAUUAAUGGAUGAGAGAAACACUGGCUCCAUCUUGAUCUUUUUGCCCGGUAUUAUGGAGAUCAACAAGUGUAUCAGAAAGAUCGAGGACGAAUUUAACUCAAAGGGUUUGGACUGUUGGUGUCUUCCUCUCCACUCGACGCUUUCAUCCAAGGACCAAACCAGAGUGUUCAAAAAAGCACCAAACGGAAAACGGAAGAUCGUGGUUUCCACGAAUAUUGCCGAAACGUCCAUCACCAUUCCCGAUUGUGUUGUUGUCAUCGAUAGUGGUCGCUCUAAAAGUGUCUUCUUUGAUCCCCAGGCUAACGUUUCCAAGCUUGUGGAAAGCUGGUGCUCCCGAGCUGAAAUGUCUCAGAGAAGAGGUCGUUCUGGUCGUAUCCAAAACGGUACAUGCUACCAUUUGUACACCAAAGACACUUUUGAUCUGGUGCUAGCACAGCCAGUUCCUGAGAUCAAGAGGGUCAGAUUGGACAACUUGUACUUGGUUGUAAAGGCCAUGGGGAUCAAGAAAGUUGACGAAUUUUUGAACAGUGGUCUUGAUCCUCCUGAUGUUCUGGCCAUUAAAAAGACCAGGGCCAUGUUGGAGGAGAUUGGAGCUUUGCAGAUCGCUGGAACCAACGAAACAUUGACUCAUUUGGGUAAGUAUCUUUCGUUUGUUCCUACGGACUUGCAGCUGGGUAAGAUCUUGAUCCUUGGAUGCAUCUUCUCAUGUGUGGAAAUCUGUCUUACUCUUGCAGCUGUAAGCUCUACUGGAAGUCCUUUUAUCAACAGCAUUGAGAAGGGAGACGAAAUCAGACAAGCAAAGGCUAGAAUCGGCAGAAACCAGGGUGACUUUAUAGCGUCAGCUUUGGCGUACCACGAGUAUGCUGACCUUCAGGGCAACGACAAAAAGAAGUACAUUGCUGCCAACAACUUGUCUUACAUGACUUUGCAGGAUAUCCAGUCGAACAGAACGCAGUACUUGCUGACUUUGAAAGAGAUUGGUUUUCUUCCGUUCAACUACCAGAAGGACAAGCCAGAAGGUAAGUUUUUGAACAGAAAUAGCGAGAACUUUGACAUUGUGAGGGCCAUCAUCACAGGAUCCUACACCCCACAACUUUCAAGGGUGCAGCUUCCAGACCCCAAAUUUGCACAGACAUUAGCGGGAGCUGUCGAGAUUGACCCUGAUGCCAAAAAGACAAAGUUCUGGAUAAGAAACGAGAAGUACAUCGAAGAAACAACUACAGGAGGAGAGGUGAAAGAAUUGCCUGCUUCAAGAGUUUUCAUUCACCCGUCGUCGGUGCUUUUCUCCAAUUCAGCGACUGGUGCUUCUAUUCCUAAUCUUGAGGACCUUACGCUUGAGGACGGAUCGAUCGACAUGCAAAAAGCCAGAGAGCAGUUUGACAUGACUCCGUCAGUUCAACUGUCGAGCCGGUCGGUGCACAAAUCGCCCUUUGUCGUUUACAAUUCUUCAAACUACACCUCCAAGCAUUACCUUAGGGAAAUUACUCCCACAAGCACAAUCACGGCGUUGCUUUUCGGUGGUGACAUCUCCUAUGACAUCAGCAGUCUGGCAUCUGCUUCCAGAAAGUGUCCUGGCAUUAUUCUCGAUCGCUGGCAACCCAUCAGAACCUGGUGUAAGAACGGUGUUUUGAUCAAGCGUUUGAGACUUCUUUUGGAUAAAGUGAUUGAUAACAAACUCUCCAACCCCCUGUUUGAGCAGCAACGGAAUGCCGACGAGGAAAUCAUAGAUGUGGUACGGAAAGUGCUCACGGUGGAUACCAGACAAAGCAAAUUGAGCUCAACUCGGGAAGAGGAGCAAGGUCUCCUCUCCAGUUCAAAUAACUACGACAGCACAAACGAGAUCGUCAAGUCCGAUCUGGAUCCAGAGUCUAUAGACCCUGAUCUCGAAGAUCUACCGAAGGAAGUCCGAGAAACGGUCCCACUCACAGAUGACCCGAGUAUUCCUGUUUUGACCUUUCGUUACUUUGUUCUCCUGACAAUCUUCAUCGUUCCAGGUGCGUUCAUAGAUACUAUCAACUCGUUUCGGACUACAUCGGCGGUCUACUCCAUCUUUUUCGUUCAGAUCGCUUCACAUUGGGCCGGUAAGUGGAUGGCUAAAGCAUUGCCCAGGAGAGAUGUCAGAAUUGGGUCAUUCUCCUUUUCACUAAAUCCCGGCCCGUGGUCUAUCAAGGAAACUGCAUUGGUCACCAUCACAGCCAAAUCUGGCGCUACAGGUAAUUUGGCCACAAACGCUUUAGCUCUAUCUGAGCUCUUUUUCCAUAAAGAGGUACCAAUGACCGCUGCCAUGCCGUUUAUGUGGGCCAUUGUCUUUAUUGGGUACUCGUACGCAGCCAUAGCGAAAAGAGUGGUGAGCUAUGAUCCCAGAUUUCCCUGGCCCCAAACACUAAUGCAGACAGCGCUUCUACAGAGUCAAGACAAGGCCGACAAUAGAAACAAUACCAAGAGAAUGAAGGUGUUCUUUUGGUGCGCUGGGUCUCUCUGUGUUUGGCAGAUGUUUCCAGAAUACCUCUUUCCAAUGACCUCCUCAUUGGCCAUUCUUUGCUGGGCUGCUCCUCACGACCAUAUUCUCAAUUUCAUUGGCUCAGGUAUGGGCGGAAUGGGAUUCCUUAACUUCACUCUCGACUGGGCCAAUGUGACAUCGGAGGUUAUGUUGUACCCAUACUGGGUCCAGGUGGUUCAGUUCAUAGCAUUUAUUUGCGGAGCAUGGGUUCUUUUACCGCUUGCAAAAUGGUCUAGCUUGUUCACUUUUAAGCAUGGUCUCAUGUCCAACCGCCUUUUCACUUUGGAUGGUGACUUAUAUCCCACUGAGAAGUUAAUGACUCCAAAUGGCGGAUUCAACCAGACUGCCUACGAGUAUUAUGGACCAGUGAACCUCGGCGCUCAAAGAGCUUGGAAUAUGUUUUUCGAUUACGGCGCCUACGUGUCAGGCGUUGUAUGGGUUGUUGUUUUUGGAUGGUCACGGUUACGUUCCUCAAUUCGUCUGGGGGGAGUCUUUCGUGAUCGCCUUAACAAACUUCACGCUGCAUACGAAGAAGUACCUGUCUCUUGGUACGUCAUUUUAUUCAUCAUUUCCAUUGCAUCAUUACUCCAUGUUGCUGCUUCUGGCUAUAUGUUCAUGCCAUUCUGGACCUGUGUCAUUGCACUCAUUAUCGGCUCCAUCAUCGUCACUCCACUCAUGUGGCUCUAUGCGCUUUCGAACUUUCAGCUUCCGAUUGGUACGUUCAACGAGCUCUUUUAUGGAUAUUUGGUUCAGGAUUUGCCGCUGAAACACCCAGCGGGAGCAGCCUUCUUUGGUUGCGUAGCAGGAAAUGCUUGGUACAGAUCACAAUUCCAUCUAGAGCUGAUGAAGCUUGGUUUCUACAACCACAUUCCACCAAAGUACGUUUUCUUAUCACAAAUUUACGGCGAGCUCAUUGGGGUCCCCAUCAACUACUUCAGUCUUCGUUGGGUACUUGCAUCGAAGUGGGACUACCUUGUGGGAAAGCUUACUGAUCCGUUGCACCAAUGGACAGCACAGACUGUGAUUACCUAUCACACCAAUGCGAUUCAGUAUGUGAUUCUCGGUCCUCGCCGUCUUUUCGCCAAUUAUCCGCUUUUACCAUUGGGCUUUCUUGUGGGGCUUAUAGCUCCAAUAAUAGUGUUUUUGCUCCACAGGAAAUACCCUAACAGCAUAUUCAAAUUCCAGCUUUGGAACACCACGGUUUUCUUUUCGACCAUGAGCCAUUUCUACGGCAAUUUGUCCACUGGCUACCUCUCCAAAUUCAUGGGAGGUACUGUGACCAUGUUUUACGCUUACAGAUACAAGCACAAUGUCUGGAAGACGUACAAUUAUGUUGUUGCAGCCGCUCUAGACACAGGCUUCAAUUUGGCAGUCACCAUAAUCUUUAUCAUACUUUCCCUCGGUAUCUCUGCUCCCGUCUGGUAUGGAAAUAAUCCAGACAGUGUGGAGCGGUGCUUUGCAUUAUAA